Molecule: messenger RNA, 2016 nt
Organism: Annulohypoxylon maeteangense
Lineage: Eukaryota; Fungi; Ascomycota; Sordariomycetes; Xylariales; Hypoxylaceae
Product: multidrug resistance protein fnx1
Exons: 5
Coding region: 1-2016 (671 amino acids)
Biological process (GO): transmembrane transport; basic amino acid transport
Cellular component (GO): fungal-type vacuole membrane
Molecular function (GO): basic amino acid transmembrane transporter activity
Source: RefSeq, a predicted model, not a curated record
AUGACACCUAAGAGGAAUGGCGACGGCAACGCCCGAUCGUACGGGCACGACUCCGAGCCUGCGUCUGAGUGGACGACGCUUUUGGGGGACUCGAGGACUAGGUAUACCCAGGAACCCGGUCCAAUCACGAUUCCUCGGACGGGUAACGUGGACGAUGACUACGGGAGCUCAGGCGACGACCUGGACCCGAACGAGGCGGACCUGUUGAUCGCGCGCAGUUACACGUCUACUGGGUCGGGGCUCGCCCCAGAAUCCUUCGAAUCGGCGUUGCUUAGGGGGCGUCGACGAUCGCGAAGUUCGGCACGGCGGGCGUCGACUAACCGGAGCAUGGUAUCGAUAUCCCCCAGACCUAUACUCAAUGUGCAUCACCAGAUCCAUAGAGAACUACUCGAUUCGCCGUCGUCGGAUGGGAGCUUAGAGGACGAUCUCGAGGCAGCACGCGUCGAGCACGAUAAAUCUCAACCUUCAUUUCUCAUCGACACGGAUAGACGACGGUUUUGGAUUGUGUUUUUAAGCAUUAUGCUUACGCAUUUCAUAGCAUGCUUUGACGGCACCAUCAUGGCAUCGUCUCACCCGGUCAUCACAAGCUACUUCCAUAGCUCUAAUAGCGCUAGUUGGCUAUCGACCGCGUUUCUACUCACCAGCACGGCGUUUCAGCCUGUCAUUGGCCGACUGUCUGAUACUGUAGGCCGCAAGCCGCCGUACCUCGCUAUGACGGUCAUAUUCGCGCUUGCGACACUAUGGUGCGCGCUGGCGCAGAGCAUGACGAGUUUCAUCCUCGCCAGAGCCGCCUGCGGACUUGGUGCUGGAGGCGUGUUGGGUAUGGGGAGUAUCAUAAUUAGCGAUUUGGUGCCUAUCGAACGUCGUGGCUCAUACCAAAGCUAUGUAAACAUUGUCUACGGACUUGCCUCAGCUUUAGGCGCGGCUCUAGGCGGUCUGAUGGCAGACAGUCUCGGCUGGCGUUGGGAAUUUGGCAUCCAGGUCUUUCCCAUCGUCCUCUGCUUCAUAAUAGCUUCUCUCGGUAUCCCUGGGGACCUUGGCCUGCAGAAUAAGCACCAGACGUUCAAGGAGGCUAUGAAGGCGUUUGAUUUUAGGGGAUCGAUACUCCUGACUAUUUCUACUACAUUCUUGAUAUUAGGCUUGAACCUCGGAGGCAACGUCCUGCCCUGGACCCAUCCAUUCGUCCUCUCCUCCCUCGCCAUCUUCACCAUCUGCUUCCCCGCCUGCCUCUACGCAGAAUCAAAACACGAGCGCCCAAUCAUGCCCCUAAUCCUGCUGCACAGCUCCCCCCGCGCCAACAUAAUCUUCUCCAACUUCAUCGCCUCCUUCCUCCUCAACGCAAUCCUCUUCAACACGCCCCUCUUCUUCCAAGCCGUCCUCCUAACCAGCGCCACAACCUCCGGCCUAUACCUCGUCGUCCCCGUCGUCACCGCCAGCGCCGCCGGCACCCUCACCGGAUUCCUAAUCUCCUACACCCGCAGAUUAAAAUGGCCUCUAACCCUCGGCACCCUCUUCUACCUCUCCGGCACCAUGCUCCUCUCCUCCAUGCGUCGCGGGUGGCCUCUCUUCGCAUACCUCCUGUGCCUCGUCCCCUCCAGCAUCGGCCAAGGCUUCCAGUUCCCAGGGACCUUCAUGGCCGUCCUCGCCGCCAGCGAGCACCGCGAACAAGCCGUCGUAACAUCGACCCUUGUCCUCUGGCGCGCUCUCGGCUCCGUCCUCGGCGUCGCGUUUUCUUCCCUCGUGCUGCAGAACGCGCUGCUCCGCUUCUUGAUGGAGUACGUCGUCCCGCCCGCGAGCGAGGCCGAUCCGGUGGCUUGGAAAGCGGCGCUUGUGGAGCGGGUGCGUGAGAGCGUGCAGGCUGUUGCUGCGCUGCCGGAUGGGGUGCUGAAGGACCAGGUCGUUGCGAGUUAUGAGUCUGCUGUGCGUCUUACGUUCUUGUGUCUGGUGGGUUUCGCGGCGGUUAGCGCGUUGAUGAUUGUGCCGGUUAAGUUGCCGAGGUUGGGGGCUAGGAAAUAG